CUAUUUCCGUCGGGGCUGUAUCUUUCGCCAUCUUUGCCUUCCCAACCGGAAAUACUUGCUCCUGCAGGAGAGCCACGUCUGUCGUGGUUCGUUCCCGCCCCCACACCGUGGAAGUGUUUCCGGGGUCAGGUGGUUGCAGGUCGCCCCGCCCCGUCGCCGCGCUGGAAUCCAUCGCUCUCCCGGAAGUGGCUGGGGUUCUCCGUGGGGUCCCCAGCGCUCCGCUGGUGCGAAGGGCCGCGGGGGCGGCGGCCAUGGCGGAGGCGGCACUACUGCUUCCAAAGGUGGGGGCAGAGCGGGAUGCUGCCGAUAAGCUCGCUCUCUGGGACCUAAGACCGGACACGACCGCUCCGCUGACUGACCGGCAGACGGACUCGGUGCUGGAGCUGAAGGCGGCGGCGGAGGACCCGCCCGUGCCGACAGAGCUCCCAAUUGAAGACCUGAGCAGUUUGACAUCCCUUUCACUGCCUGUUGAGGAGUCUUCAUUAGUACCCGGAUCUACAGAAGACAUUCUUCUGAAGGGUUUUGCUUCUUUAGAUAUGGAGGGAGAAAGAAUCGAAACUGCACAGCAGUUUUUCUCAUGGUUUGCAAAACUACAAACACAAAUGGAUCAGGAUGAAGAGACUAAAUAUAGACAGAUGAGGGAUUACUUGUCUGGGUUUCAGGAGCAGUGUGAUGCUAUAUUGAAUGAUGUAAACAAUGCUCUUCAGCAUCUGGAAUCAUUGCAGAAACAGUAUCUUUUUGUAUCCAAUAAGACAGGAACCCUACAUGAAGCCUGUGAACAGCUCCUAAAAGAACAGUCGGAGCUUGUUGAUUUGGCUGAAAACAUUCAACAAAAGCUUUCCUAUUUUAAUGAAUUGGAAACUAUUAACACAAAACUGAAUUCUCCUACAUUGUCUGUGAAUAGUGAUGGAUUUAUACCUAUGCUAGCCAAGCUAGAUGAUUGCAUAACUUAUAUCUCGUCUCAUCCAAAUUUUAAAGAUUAUCCUGUAUAUUUAGUGAAGUUUAAGCAGUGUCUUUCUAAAGCUUUGCACCUUAUGAAGACUUAUACUGUGAAUACACUACAGAGCCUCACAAGUCAGUUACUAAAAAGGGAUCCUUCAUCUGUACCUAAUGUGGACAAUGCCUUUACACUAUUUUAUGUGAAAUUUAGAGCUGCUGCCCCCAAAGUCAGAACACUUAUUGAACAAAUAGAACAACGAUCUGAAAAAAUGCCUGAAUACCAACAACUGCUAAAUGAUAUUCACCAAUGUUACCUUGAUCAGCGGGAACUCCUUUUGGCUCCAAGUAUUACUUGUACUGUGUCAGAGUUGACCAGCCAGAAUAACAGAGAUCAUUGUGCCUUGAUUCGUAGUGGCUGUGCUUUUAUGGUCCAUGUAUGUCAAGAUGAACACCAACUUUACAAUGAAUUUUUCACAAAACCAACAUCAAAAUUAGAUGAGCUUUUGGAGAAACUAUGUGUGUCGCUAUAUGAUGUCUUCAGACCACUGAUUAUUCAUGUUAUUCACUUAGAGACUCUAUCAGAGCUUUGUGGAAUCCUUAAAAAUGAGGUGCUUGAAGAUCAUGUACAAAACAAUGCUGAACAGCUGGGAGCAUUUGCAGCUGGAGUAAAGCAGAUGCUAGAAGAUGUCCAAGAGCGGCUUGUCUACCGAACUCACAUCUACAUUCAGACAGACAUCACAGGCUACAAACCAGCACCUGGGGACCUGGCAUAUCCUGAUAAGCUGGUAAUGAUGGAGGAAAUUGCACAGAGUUUAAAAGAUGAACAUAAGAAGCUACCAUCAGAAGCUUCAUUUUCAGAUGUUCAGUUAGAAGAAACAGAGCCUAACAGUUUAAUAAAAUCUGGGUCAACAGAAUCUCUCAAUCCCAGACCAAAGACCACAAUUUCUCCGGCAGAUCUUCAUGGAAUGUGGUAUCCUACAGUUCGAAGAACCCUCGUCUGCCUCUCCAAAUUGUACAGAUGCAUAGAUAGGGCAGUGUUUCAAGGAUUAUCACAGGAAGCCUUGUCUGCCUGCAUUCAGUCCUUACUUGGAGCAUCAGAGUCUAUCAGCAAAAACAAGACACAGAUUGAUGGACAACUUUUCUUAAUAAAGCACCUUUUGAUUCUUCGUGAACAAAUUGCCCCCUUUCACACUGAAUUCACCAUUAAGGAAAUUUCCCUGGACCUCAAGAAAACUAGAGAUGCUGCAUUUAAGAUUCUGAACCCUAUGACUGUUCCGAGAUUUUUCAGGCUGAAUAGCAACAAUGCCUUAAUAGAAUUCUUGCUGGAGGGUACUCCUGAGAUAAGAGAACAUUAUCUUGACUCUAAAAAGGAUGUAGACCGUCAUCUGAAGUCGGCCUGUGAGCAGUUUAUUCAGCAGCAGACCAAGCUGUUUGUUGAGCAGGCGGAGGAGUUCAUGACGAAGGUUUCAGCAUUAAAAACAAUGGCUAAUCAAGGGGGUCCGAAGUAUACUCUCUCACAGCAGCCUUGGGCACAACCAGCAAAGGUCGGUGAACUUGUGGCAAAUGCCUACAAGAUGCUAAAAGCAAAACUGCCUGUGACAUUGAGAAGCAUGUCACUCUACCUGUCCAAUAAAGAUACUGAGUUCAUCUUGUUCAAACCAGUUAGAAAUAAUAUUCAGCAAGUUUUCCAGAAACUACAUGUUUUGUUAAAGGAAGAGUUCAGCCCGCCUGAUUUGGAAGUCAUCGCUUGCCCUUCUAUGGAGCAGCUGAACUUCCUGCUGUCCCCUAAGUAGCUAUCCCCUGUCCAUCCUGGUCUGUCCAGAAGGAGUGACCCGAGGAGUCCUGCCACCUGCAGGGCACUGAGGAAGGGCGUGCGGGACUGCCGAGAACUGUGCAGGCGGGCUGUUCAGUGCUGACUGCAGGAUAAACAGAGUGUUAAAAGAUUGGUGUUUCUUUUUGAAAGCCAUCAAAAUGCCAAAGAUUACUCUGGAAGGGAUGAGAGAUGUCUCAUAUGCCCCGUUGGUUAUAAGCAGUUAUUAGAUUUUGAGAGGUAGCUGUGGUGGGCACACAGUGAAAUGGUUUUAGUAAAAGUUGUGCAAUGAAAAUUGGUUACAAUCAGUAGUGCAAAGAAGAGAUUUACCAGAAUACAGCUAAUUAGAAAGCUUGUAAGAGUAAGGCUUAUUCAAGCGUGAAACACGGCAACACUUAACCAUUGAGCAUUCCACAGUGACUUUUUUUUUUUUUUUACUUCUAGAAAUGUUCUACACUCAUAUUUAGUACAGUGUUUUGCCCAUCACUUUGAAGUUUAGUUUGGAGUAGAUAGGAUGCUUUCAAGAACACAUUCUGCUUUCCUGGGAAUUCAGGGUGUUAUCUUUCUUUAAGUUGUAUGUGAGCUAGUUUCCUGAUGGCAGAGACCUCUUGGAAGGCCUCAGUAUCGAUGCACCUUCAAUGCAGAAUGCUGAAAAACAGUGAGCUGUAGCUUCUCAUAAUAGAUAAGAGUAUAUCUUUAAUGAGAAUCUGCAUGACACAACAGUCAGUAUUUGUGAGUGGAAGUACCAACUAACAAGGCUUUAAAUCCAGUACAUAAAGAAGAGGAGGAAACCAGAUAAAUCGUGUGUCUCAUGCAGGAAGCUUAGCGUUACCAGGCUCCUGUCCACUGCAGUGAAUUUUAGUAGUUCUUUGAGAAAUUAACACUUUACAUCCUGCCUGCUGGACCUUUCUUCCUGCUACAGCAGAAUACAUUUUAUUGACAUACACAAGGAAGAUGAAGAUUGCUCACCUUUUAAAGCCUACCACAGUGUCUACUGUGCUUAUCAAAUGAAUUACGCACAUAGGAGUUUUCUGACAAAUACCUAUCUUCUGGUUCGACUGUUUGUUUUUGUUUGUUUCUUUGCUCUAAUUUUUUUUUUUCCUUUGGCCCAAAAGGAAUUUUGGGUAUGUGAAACACUAGUCUAGAAAUGGAACACUGAUGAGGGCUGGAGAGCAUUAGCCAGCAUUCUUUGUAGCGCCAUCAGUGGCUGUGACUCACUGUGCACCACUGGAGCAGCAUUUCCUACCCCCUGGCAGUGGACUGCAGCUGGUGUGUAGGUAGAUUUUACAGCCUACAGAGCUCACUUUAAGUUGGUGAUGGAUGUUGCUUGACAGAGAGUAACAAAAUGUAUAUUUUCGGAAGGUAGAAGACUAAAAGGGUCCAUAUUCUUUCUUUUACAGGACAGGAAUGAUUGAAAAAGACUGUAUGUAUUUUCACUUACUAUUUUAAACACAGGUUUGAUGAAAUAAAAUCUCCAGUUUUGUGUAUUAAAUGUACAAUUUACUAUUUAAUAAACUUUCCAAAGAAAUGAGGGCAUGGUUAUUGAUCCAAUUUGAUGUGUACAGUUCAGAAUGUGUUCUUAAGGAUAAAAAUAUCUGAUGAUACCUUCCUUGGGUUUUGACUCUUAUUUCUGAACCACCUUACAGAGUGCUAAGUAGGUGAUAGUGAUCCAACAUGUUUGCUAAAUGAAUAUUUGUUAAAUCUGUACAGUUCGUGUUUACUUAUACAAAGUGUACAUACUUUCAAAUAAUUUAAAAUGCUUUGUAUUAUUUGACUAGAAACUGCUGUUUUUAAUAAAUCUGAAUUUUUAAAAAAAUAAAAAUUGUUGCUUAU
Molecule: messenger RNA, 4582 nt
Organism: Erinaceus europaeus (western European hedgehog)
Lineage: Eukaryota; Metazoa; Chordata; Mammalia; Eulipotyphla; Erinaceidae
Gene: COG3
Product: component of oligomeric golgi complex 3
Exons: 23
Coding region: 252-2732 (826 amino acids)
Biological process (GO): intracellular protein transport; Golgi organization; intra-Golgi vesicle-mediated transport
Cellular component (GO): COG complex; cis-Golgi network; membrane
Source: RefSeq, a predicted model, not a curated record